Molecule: messenger RNA, 1914 nt
Organism: Adineta ricciae
Lineage: Eukaryota; Metazoa; Rotifera; Eurotatoria; Adinetida; Adinetidae
Source: the annotation of a GenBank genome assembly
AUGAAACGUUCUAAACUAGUCUUGUCUAUAGAUCAGCAUGUAAACCCUUCGAAAUUGACGCCUAAUUCUCAAUGUAACAAAAUGGUAAAUAAUGAAGAAUUAGUUGGCGGUUGUUGUGUGUGUUCGGAUGAUCAAGGUUUCUCAAAUAAUGCACUUGUUUAUUGCGAUGGCAAAGGAUGUACUGUGGCUUGCCACACAGCUUGCUAUGGUAUCGUCUCUAUCCCGGACGGCGAUUGGUACUGUCGUCGAUGUGAAGCAGGCGAACAUCAAGCACCAUGUCGAUUAUGUCCGCUGUUAGAAGGUGCAAUGAAGCGAACUUCGGACGGGCAUUGGGCACAUGUAAUAUGUGCACUUUACAUACCCGAAGCGUCAUUUGGAAACGAUUCGACAAUGGAACCGAUUAUGUUGUCAAAAGUUCCUUCGACACGAUUCGGACAGAUAUGUAUGAUUUGUAAGAAGAAUGGUCGACUGAAUAGCGAUGCAAUGAAAGGUGCUUGUUGUGAAUGUACAGUUAAAAACUGUUCGCAAGUAUUUCAUGUUACCUGUGCACAACAAGUCGGGCUCCUAUAUGAAGAUGUACGAAAGAACAAUUGUCAAUAUCUGAUCUAUUGUGAACAACAUCAACCAAAGUUUUCCAAAUUUAUCAGACAAAUACCUGCAUUUCAGUACAAAUCAUUCGAACAUCAAAAGAUUGGAAAAGAGAAAAUUGACAUAACGGAUACAGAUGAGACUGUGCAAACAAUCAAUAGACAAUUCAAUCAGGAAAAACGUUCGAGGUCGAAUGAUGAGACUAGUCAGACGCCAACACCAACUGGCUCGUUGAAUAACCUAACUCAAUUCGUUGAGUUGAGUAAAAAAGAAGGCAAUACACUGUCAUCAACUUUUGACAAAAGCAAACGAGACUCAACUGAUAUUAGUAGCACUGGACAACAAUCUCCUAAUCAUUCAGCUAAGAAAACUUCAAGCUCGAAAAUCAAAACCGAAGAGAAUGAUGUUGAUUAUCCAAUAAUCGAAAAAACAAAACCUUCCAAAGAUGUCCAACUGCGUAAGAAACGUCAACACUCAAGUGAAGGUGGUCCUCGACCUGUUGGUCGUCCUCCAACGAAAACUCUGGUCUCACCUUCAAAGUCGAAUACUAUAUCUGCGCCUGCGAAAGGUGAAGACUGUCAGUCGAAAUCCGAUCGGACUCCAAUCGAUUUCUAUCCGCGUCGACCGUUAGCUCAACCAUCGACUACACAACAAGCAGCGCGCUCCUUUCCACCGCAAACGUUAGAAGAAUUUCUCGAACAAGAAUGGGAAUCGACCAGCGAUUUUCUUCUUCAACAAAGCAUGCCACAUGAUGUUUCAUCUCUACUAUCGUGUCUAUACCAGUUCAAAUCGGAAAAUGCUAGUUUAAAAAAACAAUUCGAUGAAUUGAAACAUCGCCGAGAUUCUCUUCGUGUAACUAACGCUAAUCUACGGCGCAAGCUCUCGGAAAUUUUGUCAACAAAGGAAACAGCUCCUACUUCUGAUACACAACGUCUUCCGCCUACUCAUCAACACAUAAUCAAAACUAGUAAAUCUCCUCAUCUGGAACAUCCACGAAAACUUCCUCAACUAUCUUCAACUGAAAUGGACUAUUUCUCCAAUAAUUCCAUUUCGUCUUCCUCGACAUCUUCGCUACCCUGCGAAACAAUCAAUCCAUAUACUAUGAUUAAAAACGAACGUUUACCACCGCUUCCCCUACCUCCACCAUCUACCAAUGGUCUUAGUUUAGAACUUCUCUCCCAAAUUCUCGCUACUAACGGCCCUCAACUAUUUGCGCCUACUUGGAACAUAUCUAAUUUCGGUUAUGCAAGUUUCCCUGGCGCCAAUGCAAUAUCCCUUUCUGAUGAGUCAAUCAUACGUUCGUAUCAACCACCAUUCGAUCAAUAA